UUUGCAAUGAAAGUCGUGAUUACUUUAGCAAUCUGUGCGCUAACCGCAGUCGCUGCAGUAGCCAUUCCCGAAGGGAAAAGAGUCAGUGGUGAGGAUGGUUGGUAUAUUCCUCAAGCUGAUGGCUCAUUUGUUUGGGUCUCAACCGAGGAGGGUGAACAAAUUUUGGCCGAUUUAGAGCAGCAGGAAGAAAUGCAAAGUCGUCUACUGCCAGUUCCAGUGACUUUCUACCUCUACACAAAUAGCAACCCAUCUAAAGGAGUAAAGAUUACCGAAACUGUCAAAUCCAUCACCGAUUCCGGCUUCGAUGCUAGCAAUCCAACAAGAUUCGUUAUACACGGUUGGACUCAGGGCUACAACGCUGGUAUGAAUAAGGAUAUCCGUGCAUCUUGGUUGGCACGUGGAAAAUACAAUGUGAUCAUUGUCGAUUGGGCACGCGCACGUUCCGUCGACUAUGCCUCCUCUGUUAUUGCGGUACCAAAGACAGGCGAAAAGGUGGCCAGUAUGAUUAACUUUUUGGUCGAUAAAUUUGGUAUGAAUUUGGAUGAAACCGAAGUGAUCGGUCACAGUUUAGGUGCUCAUGUAGCCGGUUAUGCCGGUAAGAACACUAAACAUGGAUUACUUCACGCCAUAGUCGGUUUGGACCCCGCCCUGCCAUUCUUCAGUUAUAAUAAGCCCAACAAACGUUUGAAUGCCAACGAUGCCAAUUAUGUUGAGUCCAUUCAGACCAAUGGCGGUCUACUCGGUUUCCUCAAACCAAUUGGUAAGGGCGCCUUCUACCCGAAUGGUGGUAAGACUCAACCUGGCUGUCUUUUGGAUUUAACUGGUGCUUGCAGUCAUGCGCGCUCCACCGCCUACUACGCUGAGGCUGUGGCUCGUGAUGACUUCCCCAGUAUGCGUUGUGGUGACUAUCAGGAAGCAGUGAAAGAUGAUUGUGGCACUUCUUACAGUGGUGUGAAAAUGGGUGCAAUAACAAAUGCUUAUAUGGUGAAUGGUGAUUAUUACGUGCCCGUACGUAGUUCUUCACCUUAUGGUUUCGGUUCAUCUUAAAAUGAUUGCAUAU
This is a messenger RNA of Bactrocera latifrons, 1060 nucleotides long. Its product is annotated as phospholipase A1-like. The transcript is spliced from 3 exons. The record is from RefSeq and is a predicted model, not a curated record. Gene Ontology annotation, molecular function: lipase activity. NCBI's taxonomy places the organism in Eukaryota, Metazoa, Arthropoda, Insecta, Diptera, Tephritidae. Gene Ontology annotation, biological process: lipid metabolic process. The coding region runs from base 7 to 1047 and encodes 346 amino acids.